Molecule: messenger RNA, 1630 nt
Organism: Amborella trichopoda
Lineage: Eukaryota; Viridiplantae; Streptophyta; Magnoliopsida; Amborellales; Amborellaceae
Source: RefSeq, a predicted model, not a curated record
UCUCUCUCUCUCUCUCUCUCUCUCUAACUUUUCUCUCUUGAUUUCAUCAGAGCACAGAAACGGAAAGUACUGCAUAUUUCUCAGGGCUUUGAACUGGCUCCAUACACAAUGUACGCAAGCAACUCAACCUUCGAACCCUCCCUUUCCGUGUCCAACCCCUUUCAUCUCGACAGGCGGACACCCUCCCCGACACCGCACCACUUCAACACUAAUAACAACGAGCCAACCAUGUUCGACCCCUACUCUCUUGAUGACGAACUCGCCCUGAUGAAUCAUCACUCGACUUCACCCACGCACCCACUGGCCAGCUCCACUUCAUGGCUCGAUGAGCAAGCUGGGUCGAGCCGUGCUCGAACCAUAAGAGACAUAGCCGAGCGCUAUGGCAUCUCUCUUGGCCGCACGACCGAGCCCACCAGACAAGUGGGCUCGACGGAUCAUCUCAGGUCUGAUUACGCGAGGCUUAGGGCUGAAAACGCAAGGCUCAAAGCAGCUAAUGCUGACCUAGCCAGGAGGCUAAGCCUAUUGGCUCUGGGCUCGAGGACUGAGUCAGAGCACCUCUCUUGUGGUCUCUCGGCGUUGUCUAUGGUAGGUGACUUCAGACGUUUGGGAGUGGGUGACGGUGGUGGAACGCGCGUUGGUUCUGUGCCCGUGGCAACCGACGAGGCUGAUGAGACGAGUCCCACGAGUGUGCUGAGCUUUGAGGGCAACGGAAAUGGCGGGAUUGAGAAGAGAGGGGUGCCGAAGAGUAUAUCAAUUAGGUCCAGUGGGUAUUUGAAGGUGAAUCAGGUCAAUGGAGGAGUGAGGAGCCCCAAUAAGCCCAAUCGAUUCAGGGUCGCCACCCCUGUUGCUGAAACCAGGGUAUGCGUUAAGGAGAAGGGAGCAACAGGCGAGGAGGAAGGGGUUGAGGUCGAAGUGGAGGUGUACAACCAGGGCAUGUUUAAGACGGAGCUUUGCAACAAGUGGCAGGAGACCGGUGCCUGCCCCUAUGGAGACCGCUGCCAAUUCGCUCACGGCAUUGAAGAGCUCCGCCCCGUGAUACGCCAUCCUCGCUACAAGACUGAGAUCUGCCGCAUGAUUCUCACCGGCGACAAGUGCCCCUACGGCCACCGCUGCCAUUUCCGACACGCCCUCUCCCCCAAUGAAACUUUUGGCGCACGCCCCUCCUCCUAAUCAAACCAUAAAGCCUACAAAGAUGUUUACUCUCUCUCUCUCUCACAAAAAUUAAACUUGAUUACUCUCUCUCUUCCUGUUUAUACUACUUUUGUCUAAUAUGUAUGCUGGGGCGAAGUGCGCUUGCUGGCAUGUGGGAGGGGGACGAGUUUGUGUAUAUAUAAUAUUGUUGGGGUUGGCAAUAAUUCAUCGUGGAGGCGGGGGUAAAGUAGGGUUUUCUUAUUUUUUUUAUAUCCUCGUUCUUUUUUUUUUUCCAUUUUUUCAGGGAUUGGUGAUUAGUUAGGUAGGGAACAUUUAAGGGAAGAGAAAAAGCAGGGGUUGCGGUACCUUUGUGUCUUUCUCUCAUUAUUAGUGUCCCCCCCCGGCCGGUUGAGCUGCGAAAUGAGUAUUGAUGAUGAUAAUAUGCUACAAGUAGUAUGUGUAAGUAGUACAUGCAGUAAUCAAUAUUCGAUUAACGCAA